GAUUGAUAGGCGCGCCGCCGACACAAUGAUGAGCCCGAGCGCCGGCGAGUGGCUGCAGCGCCCCAGAAUGAGCGCUCCGCUGUCGCUGAGCCGGGUCGCUCGGGCGGCGCUGAAGACGCUAAAGAAAGUGCCACCAGCGUGCUCCAGAGUAAUGAGCAGCACGGCAGGAUCUCAGCCCACCUUUGGCCUCCUUGUUGACAUUGAUGGAGUGUUGGUGAGAGGAAAAACACCCAUACCGGCCGCCAGGGAAGCUUUCAAGAAGAUAGUGAAUCCCAAGGGGGAGUUUUUAAUACCUGUUGUAUUUGUCACAAAUUCAGGAAAUUGUGUCCGGCAAACAAAAGCUGACCAGCUAACUAGAGUAUUGGGAGUGAAAAUUUCCCAGGACCAGGUUAUGAUGUCUCACAGUCCACUCCAGAUGUUUAAACGCUACCAUGACAAGAGUGUUCUGGUGUCUGGGCAGGGGCCAGUCAUGGACAUCGCUAAAAGUAUUGGUUUUACUCGUGUUAUUACCAUAGAAAUGUUGCGUGAGGCAUUUCCCUUACUGGAUAUGAUGGAUCAUGAUAGAAAGCCUAAAUUGUCGCCAUCUAUGCCCAUAGAGCUUCCGAACAUUGAAGCUAUUAUCCUGCUUUGUGAGCCUGUCCAAUGGGAGGCACACCUUCAGCUGAUUAUUGAUGUCCUCCUGACUGGUGGAAACCCAGAAAUAACUCCUCGACAGUUCCCUAGCCCUCAUAUUCCUGUGGUGGCUUGUAAUACAGACUUGAUGUGGGUCGCAGAGGGCAAAUCGCCAAGGUUUGGCCAUGGAGUAUUUAUGCUGUGUCUUGAAGAGAUUUACAAGAAAAUCACGGGCAAUGAUCUUAAGUAUGAGUUCUUAUUAGGAAAACCAAGUGAAAUAACCUACCAUUAUGCAGAGUGUCUAAUAAGGGCUCAAGCUGCUGGAAGAGGGUGGCAGAAGCCCAUUCAUACACUUUACGCCAUUGGGGAUAAUCUAAUGACUGACAUCUAUGGUGCUAAUCUGUACAAUCGCUACCUUGAAGAGGAAUCCUCGACUAAAGGCUCCUUGGUGCACGCCAAAGUUGCUGCAGGAAAACCAACAGCAACAGUUUGUCAGGACGAAGAUCUUAAUAUAAUGGCAGGUGGACUGACAGAGAGCUCUGCUACUUCCUGUAAGUCUGUGCUGGUUUGCACGGGUGUCUACAACCCCUGUAAGGAUGAUCUAAAAGGCCAUGAGGAAUUGAUUACGGGAUCUGUAUUCCAUGGCCACAGGGACUUUAGCUUUGACGCCGAUUUAUGUGAUCCAGACUAUAUCGUACCUAAUAUUGAUGCUGCUGUGGAACUGGUCUAUAAGUUGGAAAACUAUGUGCCAAACUAAUGCUUUUUGUUUAUAAAGCUUUGACCUAUCAGUUCAACUUGCAUCUGGAGAUAGAAAAAGUAGAUUUUUACAAAGAAUUGUAUAAAAGCAAGUUGCCUUGUUUGGUUCAAAUAUCAAAUUGUCUUCCAUAUGGUUUCCCUCUGCUUUGGCAGGGUUACCCCAAGAUACAAGUGUAAGUGUUUGUGGCCAAAAUGUUAAUUUGAUCAUGUAAGCCCAACUAGCUUCUUAAUUUGUGUCACCCCAUGGUCCAGUAGUUCCCAUAUGUUUUGCUAACAUAGCAAAGGACUAACUUGUCCUCUCUCUAUGGAUCACAUCUACAAAAAAUACUCUUUCCACAGUCAGAAUCAACGUGGCUUUUUUAACCAUAUUGUUAAUAGUUGUAUGGAUACAAGUUCCAUGAUAAUUUAGUGAAAUAUGUUGGUGCUUUUAAUUUAUUUUAAAUUCCUGACAAAAGCAUAAAUUGCGCAUUGAGAGAAUGCUGCUGCUGUUGAUUAAGCCAACACUCUGGAGAUUAAAAAAACACUCUGUUUUAUAAUGUUAUUGAUCUUACUCUUUUGAUGGAGAACUGUUAAGUUUAAGAUAAAAGGACUAAAAUAAUUUGUCAUAUUUCCCCCUCUCCCCACUUCAUAAUCAUAGCCCACAUCAAGGCAUAUGUGUAUAAAUAGAAGUCGGUAUAUACGUGGUUACCGGUUUGGUACCUGUACAGUUUUCUAUUUCCUGUUUGUAUAAUUAGUUAGUGCAAUAGCAAUGGUGCAAAACCACUCUUAAUUAUUCUUUUGAUAAGACUGAUUAAUGUCAUGUUAAUAACUUUUCUAUAAUGUCAGUAUUUUGUAAUGUAUUUUGUUACCCAGAAAGUAGAUGAGAAGGUAGUCCUCUUCCAAUAUUAAGUUAAAUGGUCUGCGAAUGUAUGUUAUUUACUAUGAUAUGACUAUACAUCUUAAACAGUACUUCAAUAUUGUGGCAUGCACUGCCACUUUAGUAAGAUUAUCUUUAAAUAUGACGACUUGCCAUAUUGAACAAAAACUGCCAUCAAAGACGUGGAUUAAUUAAUAACCUUGUUAGAAAAUGGGGGUUCAGUAUAUAAGAUUUUAACUACUAAAUAUUUUUUAAGUUUUCAAUUCCUCAAACAACUCUAAUGUGGAAAUCCCCCACUUAAGUAUUAAACUAUAAACUCUG
Molecule: messenger RNA, 2545 nt
Organism: Mobula hypostoma (lesser devil ray)
Lineage: Eukaryota; Metazoa; Chordata; Chondrichthyes; Myliobatiformes; Myliobatidae
Exons: 8
Coding region: 26-1369 (447 amino acids)
Biological process (GO): glycerophospholipid biosynthetic process
Cellular component (GO): mitochondrion
Source: RefSeq, a predicted model, not a curated record